Pecten maximus is the source of this 9393-nucleotide messenger RNA. Its product is annotated as slit homolog 2 protein-like. Lineage: Eukaryota; Metazoa; Mollusca; Bivalvia; Pectinida; Pectinidae. The transcript is spliced from 2 exons. Bases 343 to 3171 code for a protein of 942 amino acids. Gene Ontology annotation, molecular function: protein binding. The record is from RefSeq and is a predicted model, not a curated record.
AUCUGAGCCAAUAUCACCUGUUGACUUUCAAGCGUAUCCCUUUACAGGGAGUGGUUAUUUUACCUGUACAGGUAAACUAGGACAGCCCAGCUGAAUAGACCCGCCAUAUUGUAUCUUACGUAGACAGGUAUUUCACAUGACUCACCUGUUGGUGUUUGGAUGCAGUGCUAUAAGGUGUGUUUACAUUGAACCAAAGACUUUUCUAUAAUUUCCAGAGAAGAUGUUAUCCACAAAAGUACAUAUAUGAGGAUAAUACAACAAUCUGAAGAUGGAGUAAUGACAAGAUAAAACAGGAAUCAAAGAAAUAAAGAAAAAGGCUCUACAAACUACUUUCAAAGGAAAAUGUUAGCUCUAAAGAAUUCCGUGGUGUUAGUUGUACUGGUGGUAAGCAUGGCAACGGUGGAGGCUGCCUGUCCUAUCAACCUUUGUACCUGUUUUCCAAGCAAGGACAACCCAUCACUGCAGGUCAUCGAUUGUCGAAACAAAGGUUUCACACAGAUACCAGACAUAGUAGUAUCAACCGUCCCAGAAGCUUAUUAUGAACUUACCCUGACUGGCAACAUGAUUACCAACAUUCCAAACGGAGCAUUUUCAAACAUCACUGUCAAUGUGUUGGAUUUAUCAAACAACAAACUUGCACAAAUUUCUGAAAAUGCAUUUCAAGGCUUAGAGUCUUCCCUAACAAUACUUAAGCUUGGAGGAGACCAAACUUCGAGUAAUCCGCCGACACUUUCCUACACAUUUCUCAGCAGUUUGGUUGAACUUCUGGAACUUGAACUGAGGUACUUUCGUCUGACAACUAUUGAUCAAAAUACGUUUCCAGUGUUAACGAAGCUAAAUGAUUUGAGUCUUAAAACUAUGAAAAUAGAAAACAUUUUAUCUAAUGGAUUUCAAAACAAAUUUCCAGCGUUGAAAAGAUUAGAACUUGUAGGUAAUGUGGAGAUGGGAAAUAUUCCAGUGUCUGCUUUGAGGUUCCUUACAACACUGAAUCAUUUAGUUCUCCAACAGAACAACAUAUCACUUGUGGCGUUUGCUUCAUUUGAGACUCUCACAAAUCUGAUAGACCUCGACUUGUCUCACAAUGAAAUCACGAUACUGGCAGAUGACUGUUUCAGAGGUCUGUAUUCCUCCUUAGAGUUUCUCAGUUUGUUCCUAAACAGACUUGACCAGAGCCGUCUCCAAUCCAUCUACACAAAGAGCUGGACAAACCUGGAACAGCUGAACAUUGCACACAACAUUGUGACGGAUAUACCCGCUGGAUUCUUUACAAACAUGCCAAAUUUAGCCUACUUAAAUUUGAACUUUAACAAGCUCACGACAAUCAAAACAACAUAUUUCACAGCCUUACCAAGAAUUCAUACCAUUGACAUUGCUUACAAUCCUAUUACAACUAUAGAAGAUGGGUCUUUCUCUCAGGUUUCCACACUGGAACAGCUGGAAAUUGAAAACUUGAAUACCGCUAACAAUCCAUCACAUCGCCUUAACCUUACCACUGCUUCAAUUAGUGGCCUGGAAAACUCACUUCAAAAACUGAACCUUUUAAAUACCAAGGUGGUUCAGGACGAAGCUUGGAAGGCCAUCAAAACACUAAAGCAAUUGAAUCGACUAAUUAUGAAAAACUCUGGCCUAUCAGUAAUUCCAGAUUUAGUCUUCAGCGAUCACGUACAUCUUGCUUAUCUCGACCUGAGUAAUAACCAAAUAAGUGCAGUACGACAAGAAACAUUUCACGGACUAAACCAUGUACUGGGUACUCUGGACCUUCAACGUAAUAUGAUAACUUCUAUAGACGAGUGUGUGUUGAAGGACUUCAAUGUCUUACUGCUUCUGUACCUCAAUGAUAACCCUACCCACUGUAACUGUACCAUGAAGUGGUUGAAGGACUUGAAUACCAAUCCUCCACCUAAUUCCUACAUAAAUGAUGUAUUCUGUGCCACUCCAGCAAACCUGGCAAACAGGAACCUGUUUGAUCUAACUGAACAGGACUUGGGAUGUGCUGGGUACGUUGCCCCAAUAUGUCCCGACUUAUCAUUGACAACAACACCAGCACCGCCACCGACAACCACACCAGUGCCCACCUUGCCCCUCCCUGUCCUGACCUCAACCAUCACAGAGAAUACAGAGAACAGCAUCACCAUAUCAUGGAACAGUAAUGACCUGCGUCUGGUCUCUGGGUUCAAAGUCAGCCACACCAAUGCCGGUGUUACCCAGGAGAGUCCAUCUCUCAACAAGGGAGAGGUAUUGUACAUGAUACCAUCACUGACGCCUGAAACUCCAUACAGGGUGUGUGUCCAUGCCAUCCUCACAGACAACACUCGAGCCCCGGUUGAGAGUUGUCAUGACACCACUACACUAGAGGCAGUACCCCAACUUACCGCUGGUGUGGCCAGUACAACAACUACUACAGUCAAACUGACCUGGAUCAUCAGCAGUUCGCCUCUUAUCACUGGCUUUUCCUUAAGUUACUACAAGUUUGGUACCUCAGACAGUCAGGUCCACAUACCACUGGACUCGUCCCUGAGAGAGAUUACCAUUGAAGGCCUGGAACCCGACAACAAAUAUGAAGUGUGUCUGAAAGUCCUUCUAACUGUGUCAAGGAUUGUGAUUCAAUGUCACAAUGCCAACACAAAAAUGGAUCAGGUUGUUAACCCCCCAGGUGAGGCAGCUAACACUGGCCCCAAUGGUGGGGUCAUCGCUGGCGCUGUGGUAGGCUGUAUUGUUGCUGUGGUGAUUAUUGUUGCCAUUCUGUACAUCCUAUUUAUCAGGAAGGGAAGUCCAAAGCAGCCACUGCCAACUGUACAACAAACAUCCUUCAGCACUGGUGCCUUCCCAACAACAGAUCACGCAAGACGUUUUGUGAAAAGCAAACCCACACAAAAUGGAGGUGGGAAGGACAUCCAAGUAAUCUCAAGUGGUAAAAUGGAUCCUGAUGAUUCUAGUCGUAUAUCAGGAGGAAGUUAUCAGUUCCUCAACGAAGGACAAGUAACACUACAGCCUAUCCCAUUCAACAAAAUGUCUGGUGCUAACGGAUCAAGUCAAGAUUACGUACCACCAGGAAAAAAUAAAUAUGCCAAUGUUGGCUACAACAGUUCUCCCAAACCCUCCUUCGAGAAGCAAACACAGCUACAUAAACACGUCACAGCCCCCAAAGGGGAGCAGCAGUGCAUACACUAAUGAUAUUGACAAACGCCCAUUACCUACAGAACCGCAUAGGGAUGAAUUUGGAUUUACAAAUAAAGGUUUCAAGUCAGAAAAGCCUGCAACAUCUCCAACAUCCCCAAAUGUUUAUCAUGAAAUUCCUAUCUGAAAGAGGAUGCAUUAAGUGUUUAGAAGAGCUUUAAUCCAUGAGCUGUGGCAAUCAGGCCCUUCCUUGAGGCCAUGUAUGGUGACUGCAUGAAUACCUUCACCAGACAAACAGUAACCAAGUUGUUAUACUCGCCCCGUACUUGGAGAAGUUGUAGCAAGAUUCCAGUAUAUAUAAUAUAUAUACAUAAUAGCUAGAAAAUCAUUAUCUACAAAUAUGUACAAGGAUUUAUGUGAACCACAACACUUUCAGAGGAUUAUCUCAAAUGUGUGUAUUCUAUCAUGGAAGUCCUUAUAUGGAUAUAUAUCUUAAUGGAAUAUUGUGAAUAACACUGAGGACCAUUAUAAAUGGUUCUGACCUUCUUAUGUAAGUGAUGGUGUAAUAUUUCUCAUCCAGAAACCAAUGGACUAGUGAUGACGUGAUAAUGUGAUGUGUCCUCGUGGCACAGGAUUACAUGUAUCUUUACUAUUGUUACUUAGACAUUGAAGUAUCCUGUAACUUAAUCUUCACUCAUCGUAUACCUAGAGGUCUUCAUGGGAAAAUGUAAAGCUUGCAUUUACAUGGACCCUAUUUGUAAUGGUUUACUGUUAUAGUAAACAGUGAUGUGGACCCUAUCUGGGACCUUACAGUAUGGGAAAGAGUGAUGUGGACCCUAUCUGGGACCUUACAGUAUGGGAAAGAGUGCUAGUGAUUUGGACCCUAUCUGGGACCUUGAAGUAUGGGAAAGGGUGAUGUGAACUCUAUCUGGGACCUUACAGUAUGGGAAAGGGUGAUGUGAACUCUAUCUGGGACCUUAUGGGAAAGAGUGAUGUGAACUCUAUCUGGGACCUUAUGGGAAAGAGUGAUGUGGACUCUAUCUGUACACUGUCCUGAACAAUAUACUGAACUGACGUAUCUGAUGUAUAGAGGGUCAAACACAUAUAGUUCUCAAGGAUAUCAUCAUGAUAUCCCAACAACUGUGAUAGUUUGUACAGUGGGCUGCACCAAAAAUAUAAUGUAACAGAAAAGGAUUCUGUUGAUUAAUAAAUCAUUAAUGUUUGAUAUGAAUUAUAAACUCUAUGAAACUAAAGAAGAAAAGACAACGUAAAAUUGAUAAAAAAAUGUACUUUUUAACAAACAAUGUGUAAUUUCUAUUGGAAAAUAUAAAGUGAAAAAUACAUAUUAAUUUGAAAUUAAGGAAGAAAAAAUAUAAAAUUCUUUGAAUUUUAUUUUGACAAUAUGUAGUAGGCGUAAUUAUCACAUGUGCUAUAUAAAUAAAGACAUGAGUGACGUAGCAUAUUUCUUACAAUGUCAUGUAUAUACGUAGGGCACAUCUAUAAACCAGUGCAUCCUGAUCUCAGAGAGGUUUUAAUGAUCGUGUAAAUAUCCAUAUACAUAGUGCUAUUACAAAGAUCCUGAUCCAUUACAUAGCUUUAUUUCUACAAGGUGACAUUAUUAUAUAUGUAAAUAUAUAUUCAGACAUAUUUAAAUUGCAAUUGUUAUUUAGUAUGUAAAUAGUUGACACGAUUAUACAACAUUUGAACUCAAGAAAGUUUCUAUCUUUUUUUAAUCACGUUUCUGAAUAAAACCGAUAUACCUACAUAUCUGGUAUAUUUAUGAUGUUAACAUUUUAAAAUCAAAAUAUAAGUUAAUUCCAAGGUGUCACUACAAUGAAUUUCUUAUGUAUGAAAGUAUUAACUACUGUAACAGUGAAAAAACAUGUUCAUUAUGGUAUAACACUAUUCCUCUUGAAAGAUAUUAAACAGUACUUUAUGGUUGUUAUCAAAUAUGUAUUAAAUGUCAUAAUGAAAAGCCUAAUAUAUAAUUAGAAAAUGUGCCUUUCAAUCUACCAGUCCAUCCAAGUGUUAAUAUUUUUCUAUCAAAAUGUUUAUAUGUUGGAUUCUGAAAAACAGUGAUGUCUCUUAUGCACUAAAUUCAUAAAAACCACAAAUUAACAUACAUGUAUACCAUAUCUUCAAAUGAAACAAGCAACGAAAUCGAAAAUACUUUCAAACAAUUAAAAUGAACCAAUGAAAUGACAGAUUAUAUUUUUUCAUCUGUUCUGUGCAGUCAAGUUUUAUUGUGAUAUUAUGUACUGAUAUUGAAUUAAAUUAAAUUUUAAUACAUAUGUGUUUCCCCAGAAAAUGUUGUUAUUAGAUUUGCCAGCUUGUUAAAACUGCUGUUAUCAUGUUGUGCUUUAGAUACGUGUUUGAAGAUGAACUAUGUAAACAUCAACCUCCCUAAAGUCUCUAUCAGGUACACAACCAACAUAAUAAAUCUCACCUGUUAUAUAUACAUGUAUAUAUAUAUAGCUAGUUAUAUAUGCGAGUGAAUUACAGAGCGCCACAAUCAUACCUCCAGGUAAACAGUAAAAUACUACAUUUAUCCUGUAAUAAGCCCAGGGACCAACAUAUCACGUUGAUUCAAAGUAGGUGACUAAUUAAUUAUAGUAGAACAGUGAAAUACAAGGUUUUACUGAACUGUAAAAAUCAUGGACAGGCUAGCUCUUGUACUGUAUUAUCAUGUCAAUUAAACAUGAUGUGGCAAUCAUUUUUCACUCCUUAUGCCUGAAAACUCUUGGGGAAAAAUAGAAUAAAGUGUUUUUAAUAAAGUUGAAAAUGAACUUAAAGAUUUUAAUAGUGUAUCAUUUAGUUUUUUUAUAAGGUAUACUGUAAAGUCCUCGAUAUCAAUCAGUCAAGGUGACAAAAUUAUGGGUGAUCAAGGUAAAGAUGUAUGUGACAAUAAGAUGACUGACAAGACCAUAUCAAUGUUAAUUACACUCGGGUAAAAAUCUUCUGGUCAGGGUUUUAUCUUAACAUUAGUACUUUACAUGAUAUUUACAGUCUUUGUAAUUAAUAAGUGAAAUGCUGAAAGUUGUAGGGACCAGACAGCUGACCAGUGGGCAGUGUCCUAUUAUGGCCUGGGGUGGCCACAGCCAGCAGGUUUAUAUACCAUCUGUGUCUCAAUCACUGCUAUAUAUAUGUAGUUAAUGUGUGGACCACCAUGUAGGUAUAAGUGUCAGACUGAAGGUAGAGCAGGUGAUUUCUCAAUAUUUACUCGGGAAUUACCCACAAGAUGAUUCAAUUAGGUGUGAUAACUACUAAAAUAAACAUUCAAAGACUGGGAACCCUAGCUAGGAUAAAUACACAAACUUAUAUAACAAUGACGUUAUGUAAAACAAACUCUCAGUAAGGUAGAAUUUAUACUGUAAAGAGACAAGAUUGCACUAUACAAUUGUUGGUCAUGAAUCAAUUAGUUCACAACUCAUGUUGCUUCAGGCUAUGGACAUACGAAAGUGUUAACAGAAGAGAAAUAAACACUUAGAGGCCCCGAUGUAUGCAUUUACAAACACGUUAUAUAACCAACUUACCUGUCUUACCUAUACUUCUUCCCUACAUACAUUAAAAGUGUUUUAUAUGAUAAUGUAUGCAUGUUUAUAUAUAUAUAUGCAUGACUUAAAAGUGGGUCAAUUAUAUGAUGAAUUGUAUGUCCAGUUUAGAAAAUAGUUGUGAUACUCAGUAUAGUGUGAUGUCAUCCGUAAACAAGUUAUUGUAAUUGUUUUCCUGUACACAAAGGGAGAUAUUUUAUGUUUUAUUACUCACACUGAAGUACAGCAUUUGUGACUAAAGGUGACAGCAUAUAAAAUUAUACAUUGUUGAGUAAACAUUAGUAGGAUUAGGAUUCACCACCUCCAGAGUAGACCCCUACACAAAUACAAGCCUAACACACACCCAACCCACACCUUACCCCUACACAAAUACACAUUAGAAUUCACUUAUUCUGUCAAUAUCAGCUACAUGACAUCAAACUCGUGUACCAUAUGUAUCCUGCAAUAAGUCCAGAGGGCGAAUAACACUCUCGCAAAGAAAGGUGGUGGGCUUAUUGCUGUACAAUGAAAUGAUGCCCCCUAGCAUUUCUACUCUACUCUAAUGGGUGGGUAUAUUACUAGACAUGGGCUUAUUGCUGGAUAGAUACGGUACAGUACAGAUUGUAAUUAACAUAUUUAUAUAUAUAUCUAUGAUAUUCACUCUGUGUCUCUGUUGACUUAAUCUAUAUAAAACAUGUAUAAACACUGUACGUUACACUUAAACAUUCCUUAAUCUAUAUAAAACAUGUAUAAACACUGUACGUUACACUUAAACAUUCCUUAAUCUAUAUAAAACAUGUAUAAACACUGUACGUUACACUUAAACAUUCCUUAACGAAUGAGAACGGAGAGUUAAUUUACCUAAAUUGAUAUUUUAAUUGAUCUGUAUUGAAAACUGUAUGUUGUACUACUUUAACCAGAUAUGUUAUAUAAAUUAACCAGGUUUAGAUAUGUAAUCUAACUAUGUCAAUCAUAAUUAACUCAAUGAUAAUACAGCUAUGUCACUGUGGUGAUCGUGAUUACAUAUCCUGUUCACCUUUGAUUCAGUGUAGCUUUCUCAUUAUGUAUACCUGGUAUACUCAUUAUUUACGUGAGAGCAUGUACUUAUUAGUAAACAUAUCAAAGUAGCAUGUAUCAUAUACAAAGAUUUUUUGAUACAUUAAUUCUCAUUGCUCUAUUUGUUUUUAAGAUAUUGAUCAAAUUGUCAAGUUAAUUGUUAUAUUUCUGAAUUAAUGAGAAAAAGCAUCAUAUCAGCCUGUAACAGUUCUGUAUUCAAGAAUAUCGCAAAGAAUUGAAGAUGAUCAACAUUUCAGUUUUGAUACGUCAGAGAUAUUGUUUCUUGUUUUACUAACCCUGAAAGGCUAUACUGUUACAUACUAGUUAUUUUACAGAUUUACGGUAAAUUUGUAUCUUAUUUCUCGUUUUACUAACCCUGAAAGGCUAUACUGUUACAUAGUAGUUAUUUUACAGAUUUACGAUAAAUUUGUAUCUUAUUUCUAGUUUUACUAACCCUGAAAGGCUAUACUGUUACAUAGUAGUUAUUUUACAGAUUUACGGUAAAUUUGUAUCUUAUUUCUCGUUUUACUAACCCUGAAAGGCUAUACUGUUACAUAGUAGUUAUUUUACAGAUUUACAGUAAAUUUGUAUCUUAUUUCUCGUUUUACUAACCCUGAAAGGCUAUACUGUUACAUAGUAGUUAUUUUACAGAUUUACGAUAAAUUUGUAUCUUAUUUCUAGUUUUACUAACCCUGAAAGGCUAUACUGUUACAUAGUAGUUAUUUUACAGAUUUACGGUAAAUUUGUAUCUUAUUUCUCGUAUUACUAACCCUGAAAGGCUAUACUGUUACAUAGUAGUUAUUUUACAGAUUUACGGUAAAUUUGUAACUUUCCAGGAAUACCUCUUCCCCCAAUGAUCAGAGAACAUUAUCUGAUUUAUAUUAGCUUAUUUAUAAUGUGUUUGCAACUUUUAUCUAAAUCUGAAUAGGUAGUAAUCAACAUCUUGACAUUCUUUAUUCAGUUAGAUAUCUUCAGACUUUGAAGUAUAAAGUUAAACAUUGAACUUUAUACAGCAAUGACAUGUAUACAUAGAAGCUUAUAUCACAAUGACAAAUGGCUUCUUCCUAACCUCAGAACGAUAUUGACAAAGGGUAACAGAUAUUCUACAUUGCAUUUUAUUUGUCUCUAGAUUCAAUAGUAUUAUGAUAUUGAAAACUGAUUUUCAUUGUAGAGGUGUAUACACACUGUAUAAACUGGUAUAUACCAAAACUGAAUUUUUAUAAUUGUUCACAUCCACAGGCAUAUACUAUCUAUAUAGAAAUACCAGAUAAUCAUUUUCUGGUUUCUCAAUUCAAUAUCAAGGGCAACAACAAGCAAGGGAGGUAACUCUGCUUGUGUUGCCCUUAGAUGCCACAAUGUAAGAGCUAUUGUAUUAUCAAAGAUAUAUAUAUAUAUAUAUGUAUAUAGAAAUGUUCUAUCGUUUCCCAAAUGUACAAUAUAGUCUAAGCAGUCUGAUUAGGGUUAACAGGUAUUUACUGAAGGGAAGUUUUCCAUUAGAUCACUAACAUGAUUGUCGUCCUUUAAUUUGCUACCACACACAAUUUAAUGUUUGUAUAGGUAUUGUAUUAUUACUUGACAAUUUUAUCUGAGUUACAUGUUAUUGAAAUAUAAACAAACAUAUUGUGAUCAUUUUUAUAUUCAAAUUCUAUGAAUUUUCAAGUACAUGAUGAAUAAACAGUUUAAAAGAAAA